CCGGGGCGGGGAGGGCUUGUGCUGGGGGGGCGGUGGCGGCGAGGCGGGCGCGCGGGAUGGAACACGGAGACACCGACGGAAUGCUCCGAAUCGCCACAUAAUCCCCUGGAACGGCCGAGCCGAACGCCAUUGGCUUCCUCCUCCUCCGCGCGCCGCCGCUGUCUCCCACCUCCGCCUCAUCGCCUCCCUCUCCGCCCGCUGCCUCCGGAGCUGGGGGGGAAACACGAAGCCCCACUGCAAUGGAGCCCGCCGCCGCGGCCACGGCGCAGCGACUCCCCGAGCCCGGCAGGGAGGACCGAGCUUCGGCUCCGGGGGCCGCCGCUGCGGCAGCGGCAGCGGCGGCGGCGGCGGCGGCGGCGGCAGCGGCCGCGGCGGCUUUGGCGGCGGCGGCCGGGGGCGGCCGGAGUCCGGAGCCUGCGCUGACCCCGGGGACCCCGAGCGGCGGGAACGGCUGCGGAGGGGCGCGGGAAGAGGCCCCGGGCGAGGCGCCGCUGGGGCCGCUGCCGGGCAGAGCAGGGGGCACCGGGCGCAGAAGGCGGCGCGGGGCGCCCCUGCCCAACGCUGGCGGAGCUGCCCCCGUGCCCGGGGCCGGCGGCGGCGCCAACUCCCUCCUGCUGAGGAGAGGGCGGCUGAAGAGGAAUUUGUCGGCUGCCGCUGCGGCCGCCUCGUCGUCGUCGUCGUCCUUGGCCGCUGCUGCCUCGCACUCCCCGAGCGCCGCCGGCCUUCCCGCCUCCUGCUCGGCCUCGGCGUCGCUGUGCACCCGGAGCCUGGACAGGAAGACGCUGCUCCUGAAGCACCGGCAGACGCUGCAGCUGCAGCCGUCGGACCGGGACUGGGUGAGGCACCAGCUCCAGCGCGGCUGCGUGCACGUCUUUGACCGCCACAUGGCCUCCACCUACCUGCGCCCGGUGCUCUGCACGCUGGACACCACGGCCGGCGAGGUGGCCGCCCGCCUGCUGCAGCUGGGCCACAAAGGCGGCGGCGUCGUGAAGGUGCUGGGCCAGGGGCCCGGAGCCGCCGCCGCCCGGGAGGCCGCCGAGCCGCCCCUGGAGGCCGGCCCCCGACUCGCGCCCCCGGAGCCGCCGGACUCCGAGGCGCCGCCCGCGAGGAGCGCGCCAGCUGCCGUCGGGGGUCCUCCGUGCGCGCCCCCCGCCGACCUGCCCCUACCCGCUGGCGGCCCGGGCGGGUGGACGCGCCGCGCCAGUCCUCCGCCCUCGGACUUCAGCCCCGGCGAGCCAUUCGCUGGGGGCCCUGCCUCUCCACCCCGCGACCCGCGACCUGUGGCCUCCGACACCGAGAGCUUCAGCCUGAGUCCCAGCGCCGAGAGCGUGUCCGACCGGCUGGACCCCUACAGCAGCGGCGGCGGCUCCUCGUCGUCGUCGGAAGAGCUAGAGGCCGACUCGGCCUCGGCCCCGACGGGGGUCCCGGGUCCGCCCCGCCGUCCCGGCCGCCCUGCGCAGUCCCGGCCGCCUUCCCAGACGGCCUCCUCGCCUCCGCCGCAGCAGAAAACCCCGAGGGCCGUCGACAGCCCGGGCGAGGCCGCCCGCGAGGGGCCGUGCAGGGAGAAGACGGCGACAGUCGCGGCCCCGGGAGGCCCCCAGUCGACCCCCAGGAGGAGCGGGGCGACCGCGGAGAAAGCGCCUCCGCCGCCCCCGCCGCCCACCCUGUACGUGCAGCUCCACGGAGAGACCACCCGGCGCCUGGAGGCGGAGGAGAAGCCAUUGCAGAUCCAAAAUGACUACCUCUUCCAGCUGGGAUUUGGGGAGCUGUGGAGGGUGCAGGAGGAAGGCAUGGACUCGGAGAUUGGCUGCCUCAUUCGCUUCUAUGCAGGAAAACCUCACAGCACAGGUAGCUCUGAACGGAUUCAGCUCUCAGGAAUGUAUAAUGUCCGUAAAGGCAAAAUGCAGUUGCCGGUGAACCGAUGGACAAGACGCCAAGUCAUCCUAUGUGGGACCUGCCUGAUAGUAUCAUCUGUGAAAGACAGCUUGACUGGAAAGAUGCAUGUUCUGCCCCUAAUUGGUGGAAAAGUAGAAGAAGUGAAAAAGCACCAGCACUGUUUAGCAUUUAGCUCCUCUGGACCCCAAAGCCAGACUUACUACAUUUGCUUUGAUACUUUCACAGAAUACUUAAGGUGGCUGCGACAAGUCUCCAAGGUUGCAUCCCAGCGCAUUAGCUCGGUGGACCUCUCGUGUUGCAGCCUGGAACAUCUGCCUGCCAACCUCUUCUACAGCCAAGACCUCACUCAUCUUAAUUUAAAACAAAACUUCCUAAGGCAAAACCCUAGCCUCCCAGCUGCCAGGGGGCUUAAUGAACUGCAAAGGUUCACCAAGUUGAAGAGUCUUAACCUUUCCAAUAAUCAUUUAGGGGACUUCCCACUUGCAGUCUGCAAUAUUCCAACCCUGGCAGAGCUGAAUGUGUCCUGCAAUGCCUUGCGAUCAGUCCCAGCAGACGUUGGAGUGAUGCACAACUUACAGACAUUUUUGUUGGAUGGAAACUUUCUACAAUCCCUUCCUGCUGAGUUGGAGAACAUGAAGCAGCUUAGUUAUCUGGGCCUUUCUUUCAAUGAAUUUACUGACAUUCCAGAAGUGUUGGAGAAAUUGACUGCUGUGGAUAAACUUUGUAUGUCCGGAAACUGUAUGGAGACUCUUAGGCUACAGGCCUUAAGAAAAAUGCCUCACAUUAAACAUGUGGAUCUAAGCCCACAGGUAUGUGAGUCCCUUGAGGAUGAGGCUCUAUCUCAGAGCCGCUCAUGUGUGGGCCUCCAAAGUCUCUCUGUCAUUUGGAUAGUAAUGUCUUUGUGGAUUUUUUUUCCCCUCCUAGAACUUGUUCAAGUUGAUGUUUACCCAGUUCCAAAUUAUCUGUCCUACAUGGAUGUUUCAAGGAACCGCUUAGAAAAUGUGCCUGAGUGGGUAUGUGAAAGCCGAAAGCUAGAAGUUUUGGAUAUUGGCCAUAAUCAAAUAUGUGAACUUCCUGCCCGCUUAUUUUGUAAUAGCAGUCUCCGGAAACUACUGGUAGGACACAAUCAGUUGGCAAGGCUGCCUGAAAGGCUAGAAAGAACCUCGGUGGAGGUCUUGGAUGUGCAACACAACCAGCUCCAGGAGCUCCCUCCUAACCUUCUGAUGAAGGCUGACAGCCUAAGAUUCCUGAACGCAUCUGCAAACAAACUGGAAAGCCUUCCUCCAGCCACACUUUCUGAAGAGACAAACAGUAUCUUACAAGAGUUGUAUUUGACAAAUAACAGCCUCACAGACAAAUGUGUGCCCUUGUUAACGGGACACCCCCAUUUGAAGAUUCUUCACAUGGCCUACAACCGACUUCAGAGUUUUCCAGCAAGUAAAAUGGCAAAACUGGAGGAACUGGAAGAAAUCGAUCUCAGCGGGAAUAAGCUAAAAGCCAUCCCAACAACCAUCAUGAAUUGCAGGCGCAUGCACACUGUGAUUGCUCACUCCAACUGCAUCGAGGUCUUUCCCGAAGUUAUGCAGCUGCCAGAGAUCAAGUGUGUGGACCUGAGCUGUAAUGAGCUAAGCGAAGUCACAUUACCAGAAAACCUGCCUCCCAAACUACAGGAGCUAGACCUGACUGGAAACCCUCGCCUUUUCCUUGAUCACAAAACCCUGGAACUACUGAAUAAUAUCCGCUGUUUCAAGAUUGAUCAGCCUUCUACAGGAGACGCUUCUGGAGCCCCAGCUGUAUGGAGUCAUGGUUACACUGAAGCUUCAGGGGUGAAAAACAAGUUGUGUGUCGCAGCCCUGUCGGUGAAUAACUUCUGUGACAACCGCGAAGCCCUGUACGGUGUGUUUGAUGGAGACCGGAACGUCGAGGUGCCCUACCUUCUCCAGUGCACCAUGAGUGACAUUUUGGCUGAAGAGCUGCAAAAAACAAAAAAUGAAGAAGAAUACAUGGUCAAUACAUUCAUUGUCAUGCAAAGGAAACUUGGAACUGCUGGGCAGAAACUCGGCGGUGCUGCUGUCCUUUGUCAUAUCAAGCAUGACCCUGUGGACCCAGGAGGAUCCUUCACCUUGACCUCUGCUAAUGUGGGCAAGUGCCAAACAGUUCUCUGUCGAAAUGGAAAGCCACUGCCUCUGUCCAGAUCUUACGUCAUGAGCUGUGAAGAAGAGCUGAAGAGGAUUAAACAGCACAAGGCCAUUAUCACUGAGGAUGGCAAGGUGAACGGAGUGACUGAGUCCACGCGUAUCCUGGGCUACACCUUCCUCCACCCCAGCGUGGUGCCUCGCCCCCACGUGCAGUCCGUGCUCCUGACCCCCCAGGAUGAGUUCUUCAUCCUGGGCAGUAAAGGGCUGUGGGACAGCCUGUCUGUCGAGGAGGCCGUGGAGGCCGUGCGCAACGUGCCCGACGCCCUGGCUGCUGCCAAGAAGCUGUGCACCCUGGCCCAGAGCUACGGCUGCCACGACAGCCUCAGCGCUGUGGUGGUGCAGCUCAGCGUCACCGAGGACAGCUUCUGCUGCUGCGAGCUCAGCGCCGGUGGGGCCGUGCCACCACCCAGCCCCGGCAUCUUCCCUUCCUCGGUGAACAUGGUGAUCAAGGAUCGGCCCUCAGAUGGGCUGGGUGUGCCGUCCUCCAGCAGCGGCAUGGCUUCUGAGAUCAGUAGUGAGCUCUCCACUUCCGAGAUGAGCAGCGAGGUGGGGUCCACGGCCUCCGACGAGCCCCCGCCUGGAGCCCUGAGCGAGAACAGCCCCGCCUACCCCAGUGAGCAGCGCUGCAUGCUCCACCCCGUCUGUCUGUCCAACUCCUUCCAGCGCCAGCUGUCCAGUGCCACAUUCUCAAGCGCCUUCUCUGACAACGGCCUUGACAGUGACGAUGAGGAGCCCAUCGAGGGUGUCUUCACCAACGGCAGCCGGGUAGAGGUGGAGGUGGACAUUCACUGCAGCCGGGCCAAGGAGAAAGAGAAGCAGCACCUGCUUCAGGUGCCGGCCGAGGCCAGCGACGAGGGCAUCGUCAUCAGCGCCAACGAGGAUGAGCCGGGUCUGCCCAGGAAGGCAGACUUCUCUGCCAUUGGGACCAUCGGGCGCCGGAGGGCCAAUGGCUCUGUUGCGCCCCAGGAAAGGAGCCACAACGUGAUAGAGGUGGCUACAGACGCCCCUCUUCGAAAGCCUGGAGGCUAUUUUGCUGCCCCGGCUCAGCCGGAUCCCGAUGAUCAGUUUAUCAUACCCCCAGAGCUGGAAGAGGAGGUCAAAGAAAUCAUGAAGCAUCACCAGGAGCAGCAGCAGCCCCCGCCGCCGCCACCGCUCCAGCCACAGCUGCCGCGGCACUACCAGCUGGACCAGCUGCCAGACUAUUACGACACGCCGCUAUGACCCAGCCGAGCUAUUUAACAAAUAAACGAACCACGAAAGACGAGUUGCGAGAGUCUCCCAGGCUCACAUUAAACCAGGGGUUUUACUCCACGUCCUUCCCCCAGACACUGUUCCCAACCUGUCAUUGCAGCUAAUCUGUAGGUUCUCUUUCUUUGGGUUAUUUUUUUUUUAAAUAAUCACCACUUCUAGUGAUGCUUUACCAAUACGAUUUACAUUUGUUAACUUCUCCUAACAUAUCAGAUAUGUAAAGACAAAGAACAAAAGGUUUAAUAUAUUACAGAGAAACAGUUAAUGAUAAUGUAAUAUUUUUUAAAAUGGCUUUUUUGUUUGGAAGGCAGGACAGGCUGCCAUUGCUAAAUGAUUUAAUAAUAUUGUAAUUCUGUAUUUCUUUGGGGGGGAAAGGCUUUUUUUUUUUUUUGUCUUGAAAAUAAUAGACAUUUGUAGAAUAUGGAGACUAACUCCUAGGAGUUGCUUUACUCUGUCAGGUGACUUAAGUCACUGGGAUUCACUAAUUUUCUCUGAGAGAACAGCUGAUUGAGAAUUUCUAUUGUAAAUAGCUCAGUGUUGUAUAGUGAGGCUUACAAUGUUUUGUAGUCUUGGCGUAAGGACACAGCCCAAGUAACUGAUGUUUCUCCUCCCCCACCCCACCCCAGGAGCCUGCCUGCCUCACAGCUCACCCUCACUUCACUGAAUGAGGAAGCUGAGCAGGCUGCAGCGUUUCUGUCUAGGGAAAGUGGAUCUUAGGCCACUGGACAAGAACCUACACCCAAGGGCCCUGAACCCAUUUCCUCCCGGUCCCAGCCCCUCCACUUUGACUGACAGACACUUGUUAACUGUGUUCUUACUGCUGCCACAAUCAGCAUGGCUGUAUAGUGCUCCAUUAGGCCAUUUACAUACCAGAGUCAUACUCAAGCAGAAUGCACAAAUGGACAUGUCAUAAUUUUUGUUAUAAUAAAUAUGAGAUUUACAAUUA
This is a messenger RNA of Cebus imitator (Panamanian white-faced capuchin), 6288 nucleotides long. It is a transcript of the gene PHLPP1, whose product is annotated as PH domain and leucine rich repeat protein phosphatase 1. The transcript is spliced from 17 exons. Gene Ontology annotation, molecular function: protein binding. Bases 240 to 5315 code for a protein of 1691 amino acids. The record is from RefSeq and is a predicted model, not a curated record. NCBI's taxonomy places the organism in Eukaryota, Metazoa, Chordata, Mammalia, Primates, Cebidae.